AUUUAUUUCAUUAUAACAUAUAGGAAAAAAUUUAUUAUAAAAAUUUGUAGGUUAUCCGCACAAAUAAAGUUCCUUUUGACGUAAAUUUAACAAGAAAAAAAAACUCAAAAGAACAUUAACAAAGUUAGUGAUUUAAUUUUUAACAAAUACGGAUUUUGUAACAUGUGCAAAAAAGAAUUUAGGUGCAAAAAAAAAAGUCGUCACGUCUACUGACAUAAUGACAGAUUGACGUGUACUAAUUUAAUCAUUAUUAUAACAAAAGCAAAAAAAGUAAAUCAAUUUCGAAAAGAAAGUAACAGAAAAUCAAAAAAAAAAUGGGUGCAACUCCCAGUCGACAUGAUGAUUUAUCAAAAAAUUCAUACCUGGAACGUUUUUGUAGUAAGGAACCUAUAAUGCCGAACGAUAUAUUUUGGAAUAGAUUUUUAUCAUUUAAUAUACGUCCGCCUUUAACGAGAACCGAUCAAAUUGAACUUGAUUCUCGAUUAGAUAUAACAUGCCAAAAGUUGCUGGUCAACAAUCAUACAACUGGGAAUAUAGGUUCUUUAAUUGAAGUCGCACUUUCGAGGAUGGCUGAAUUGCUUCUUUCGAAACAAUCUGAAAAUAUUGUUUAUACAUGGCAAACAUACAAUUCUUUGUUUGCAAUUCGAUGUGUUUUAAAGUACUUUAUCGAAACAAUAGGAGAAAACGAAAUGGUACAGCACACAGAAGUGCAAGCUAUAGAAUCGGAAAUACAAGAUGCAAUUCCUAUUAGAUUGCAGUCAUUUUUCGAAGCUCUGAAAGAUGUUAUUGUCAAUGUUCCCUUAAGUGAUCUUACCUAUUUGGUACAUUUGGAAGCAAUAAAUUGUUUACUUGUACUAUUAUCGGUGCAAUUAUUUUCACAAACAUCGGCGGAAUACAGUAUUUGUUAUCGAAUAAUAAUGCAUCAGGAGCAGAGUGCAUUUGCUCCAAUUAUUAUUUGCACAUUAUUAAAUAAUUUUAUUCAACAAGAGCAUGCACCACCUGGAUUACUUACUCAACCCCAUGGAAGCAGUCUUGUUCUAAGUAUUGCCGCGGGAUUAUGGAAUGUCAUCACGCUUGGAAUAGGAAAUAGUCGGAAAAAUGUACAAAUAAGUAGUGGAGGUGCAAACGAGGAAAUAGAACGAAAAAGAGACACUGAAACCCCAUUAGCUAGUCAAUCAUUGUUAUUGUUACUAGUAUUGACAAAUCACUGGACAACUUCCCAUAAUCCUUAUAGAGAUGCAUUAUUUUCUUUUACAGAUGUGCCAGAUGAUAAUUCUGCGGCCCAAUCGAAAGUGAUUCCUUCAUUUAGAUUUAAUUUCGAUAAAUUGUAUAAUACUAUUUGUAAAAUAACAAAUACUGACGAGGUAACGCUACUUUUAUACAUGCUUUUAUACAGAAAUCCAAAUGUCAAGCAAUAUAUUAUGAAACGAGACGAUAUUCAAUUAUUGGUGAUACCAAUUUUAAGAAUUUUGUACAACGCACCAGACAAUACAUCUCAUCAUAUUUACAUGUCCCUUAUUAUUCUUUUAAUUUUAAGUGAAGAUGAAUUAUUUAAUAAAAGAGUCCACGAGAUCACGUUAAAAGGAAUAACUUGGUAUACGGAGAGAUCGAUAAGUGAAAUUUCUCUUGGUGGAUUAUUAGUUCUUGUAGUAAUAAGGACAAUUCAGUAUAAUAUGCUAAAAAUGCGUGAUAAAUAUUUACAUACAAAUUGUUUGGCUGCUUUGGCAAAUAUGUCAAGUCAAUUUAGAAAUUUGCAUCCUUAUGUAAGUCAAAGACUUGUCAGUUUAUUUGAGACAUUGGCAAAGAAGCAUGUUAAAUUAGAGACAAAAAUUCGCAAUCAACCACCAUCGAAUUCAACUGAUCAGGAAAAUGCCAAUGGAGGCGUUGUGAAUGCAGAUUUGAUUCAGGACCUAACGAUUUUGGAGGAGGUGCUACGAAUGGUGUUGGAAAUAAUAAAUAGUUGUUUAACGCAUCAAUUGCCUGAAAAUCCAAAUCUCGUUUAUACACUUUUAUACAAAAGAGAAGUUUUUCAACCAUUCACGAUGCAUUCCGCGUUUCAAGAUAUUGUUCAAAAUAUAGAAUCGGUAAUAAAUUUUUUCUCCUACAAAUUGGAGCAAAAUGAUCAGUCUCAAAUUGGUGUCAAUGAAGUUUUAGCUACCAUUCAACAAGGAACUAGUCAAUGGCCAAAAGAUCGUUUGCGGAAAUUUCCCGAACUAAAAUUCAAAUACGUUGAGGAGGAACAACCGGAAGAAUUUUUCAUUCCUUACGUAUGGAGUGUAGUUUGUCAAGGAGCACUACUUCAUUGGAGUGCUGAGAAUAUAAAAUUAUUUUUACCAAGUAGCGGCGAACAAACGACGAUUGUCGUUUGCUGAUUGACAAUGGAUAUAUUUUCUUUAUUUUCCAAGGUGAGCCAAUUAUUCUUUCAAUAAUUUUUUUCUUUUCUUUUUUCUUUUAAUAGCGCCCAUUACUCACCUAUACGAACUGCUACUAUUAUAUGUAUGGUUAAUUGUUUUUUUUGUGUUAUAUUAUAAAAAAAAGAGACUUAAACUAAUGAAGCUGGAGACUUAGACUUGUAUUUGUUUGUGCAAUAUUGGUGAGGGAUAAUUUUUUUUUUUUUUUUUU
This is a messenger RNA of Leptopilina boulardi, 2622 nucleotides long. Its product is annotated as dymeclin. Gene Ontology annotation, biological process: Golgi organization. Gene Ontology annotation, cellular component: Golgi apparatus. Lineage: Eukaryota; Metazoa; Arthropoda; Insecta; Hymenoptera; Figitidae. Bases 315 to 2372 code for a protein of 685 amino acids. The record is from RefSeq and is a predicted model, not a curated record. The transcript has 12 exons.